Molecule: messenger RNA, 3728 nt
Organism: Candoia aspera
Lineage: Eukaryota; Metazoa; Chordata; Lepidosauria; Squamata; Candoiidae
Gene: COG5
Product: component of oligomeric golgi complex 5
Exons: 22
Coding region: 4-2496 (830 amino acids)
Biological process (GO): intra-Golgi vesicle-mediated transport
Cellular component (GO): COG complex
Source: RefSeq, a predicted model, not a curated record
AGCAUGGAAGGUUUGAGAAGUGCUCCCGAGGUGGGGACGGCAGCCCCUUCAGAACCAGGUCCUGGGGAGCUGCUGGGAGACGAAUGUUAUGCAGACUUUUUGCGGGAAGACUUUGAUGUAAAGGCAUAUACAUCUCAAUCGAUUCAUCAAGCUGUUAUUGCUGAACAAUUAGCAAAGCUUGCUCAAGGGAUCAGCCAGUUAGAUAAAGAGCUCCACUUGCAGGUAGUUGCAAGGCAUGAGGACUUGCUGGCACAAGCAACUGGCAUAGAAUCUUUGGAAGGUGUUCUUGAAAUGAUGCAGACCAGAAUUAGUGCCCUGCAAAGUACUGUUGACAGAAUCAAAGCCAAAAUUAUUGAUCCCUACAACCGAAUCGUAUCCCGCACUGCACAGUUAGCAAGGCUUCAGGCUGCUUGUGACUUGCUGCGGAGAAUAAUACGCAUCUUGUAUCUCAGCAAAAGACUUCAAGGGCAGCUGCAGGGAGGAAGCAGAGAGAUAACGAAAGCUGCUCAGAGUCUCAAUGAGCUUGAUUACCUUUCUCACGGAAUAGAUCUUUCUGGAAUUGAAGUAAUUGAAAAUGAACUGCUUUUUAUUGCAAGAGCUCGACUUGAAGUGGAAAAUCAGGCUAAACGGCUGCUUGAACAAGGAAUAGAGACUCAGAAUCCUACUCAGGAAGGGACUGCUCUUCAAGUUUUCUAUAAUCUUGGAACUUUAAAAGUUACAAUUACUAAUGUCGUGGAGGGAUAUUGCACAUCCUUGGAGGAGAAUAUCAGCAACGCUUUGGAUAUUAAGGUUUUGACUCAGCCUUCUCAGACAGCGGCUAGAGGUGGUCCUGGCCGAGCAGCUAUGCCCACACCAGGAAAUACUGCAGCCUUCCGAGCAGCCCUGUGGACCAAUAUGGAAAAACUGAUGGAUCAAAUCUGUGCAGCUUGUGGACAGGUGCAACAUCUACAGAAGGUGUUGUCUAAGAAAAGAGAUCCUGUUACACAUGUGUGUUUCAUUGAUGAAUUAGCAAAGGAUGGCCAAUCAGACAUUUUGUACACAUUUUGGACAGCAGUAACUCAAACUCUGGCCUCCCAAUUUCAGAAAGCAUCUGAUACUUCCAUGUUUUUGAAACAAGCUUUUGAAGGAGAAUACCCUAAAUUACUGAGGCUGUAUAAUGAUUUCUGGAAGCGUCUUCAACAAUACAGUGAAAAUAUUCAGAGAAACGUUAUUACAAAUGGAAGUGCGGAACACUUAUCUGAACUUCCACAAAUAGAUGAUGAUGAUGAUGAUGAUGAUGAUGCACAGGACAUAUUCAUGCAAAAGAAACAAGAUUAUGACCCAGAAAAAGCUCUAAAAAAUUCUUUGCAACCUUAUGAAGCUGCCUACUUAUCAAAAUCAUUAUCUCGGCUCUUUGAUCCCAUCAACCUUGUAUUUCCUCCUGGAGGUCGCAACCCUCCUUCAGCUGAUGAGCUUGACAGCAUCAUUAAAACCAUUGCAAGUGAGCUGAAUGUGGCAGCUGUGGAUGUAAACCUCAGCUUUGCAGUAUCAAAAAAUGUGGCAAAGACCAUACAGUUAUUUGGUGUGAAGUCUGAACAACUUCUGUCUACCCAGGGAGAAGCUAGCCAGGUGAUUGGCCCAUUAACUGAAGGGCAGAGAAGAAAUGUGGCUGUAGUGAAUUCACUCUAUAAACUGCACCAGUCAGUUCUAAAAGUUAUCUCCAGCCAAAGUGUGUUUCCAACAGCUUCGGAAGAAAUUGUUAGUGCAGCUUUGAAGACAAUCCAUGAUUUAAUGGGCAAUGCUGUGCAACCUUUGCUGGACUCGGUUGGCGAUUCGAUAGAAGCUAUUAUCAUGACUAUGCAUCAGGAAGACUUUUCUGGGUCACUGCCUACUUCAGGAAAGCCGGAUGUCCCUUGCUCUCUGUACAUGAAAGAGCUGCAGGGGUUUAUCGCAAGGGUCAUGAAUGACUACUUCAGGCACUUUGAGUGCUAUGACUUUGUCUACAAGAGCACCGAGGCCAUUGCUCAGAGGGCCAUCGAGAUUUUCAUUCGCAACGCCAGCCUGCUCAGGCCCCUGGGGGAAGGAGGGAAGAUGCGGCUCGCGGCUGACUUUGCUCAGAUGGAGUUAGCCGUGGCACCCCUUUGCAGACGGGUCUCUGAUCUGGGAAAGUCCUACAGACUUUUAAGAUCAUUCAGACCAAUGCUUUUCCAGACCAGCGAACAUAUUUCUAAUAGCCCAGCUGUGGGAGAUAUCAUCCCAUUCAGUACCAUCAUCCAGUUCUUAUUUACAAGGGCACCGCCUGAACUGAAAUCCCCAUUCCAGAGAGCAGACUGGACCAUUGCCCGUUAUUCCCGGUGGCUAGAUGACCAUCCAGGAGAGAAAGAUCGACUCAUUUUAAUACGAGGUGCACUAGAAGCUUAUGUUCAAUCUGUAAGAAGCAGAGAAGGCAAAGAAUUUGCACCAGUCUACCCUGUAAUGGUACAGCUGCUACAGAAAGCCCUGUCUACUCUUCAGUAAACUGUUUCCUGCAAAACAAUGGAAUCCUGUAAUCAACAAAUACUGUAUGCUUCUGAAUUAAUAUUAGUAGUAGUAUCUCUCUGACUUACUCACAGAUACACAAUUUACAGACUGUCUGACUUUCAUACUUAAAUACAUUCUGCAUAUCUCAGCUUUUUCUAAAUGAUAUUUUUAUAUUUGCUUGUUUUAAUUAUAACCAAACAUUUCUAGUCCAAAAGGCUUUUUUCUGCAUUUGAUAAAACAAACUAAUCUUAAAUUGAUAAGAAAAAUAUGCAUGGAUUUAAUAUUUUCUUUUCAGCAACAGUUCUGUAGCUUUAAAAUAUAACAUAUAUUAUAUGUUGACUUAUAAAAUAUUUCAUAUUACUUCAAUGUAAUAUAAUAAAUAUGUACAAUGUUAUAUUAUGAUUGGAAAUGUAAUUAAAAUAUUUCUACAUGUCCUUGUUUUUCAAGUAUUCUUUCAAUUAAGCACAAGACUAAUGUGAUACUUCAUAUUUUAUAUAGAGAAUAUACAACAACAAUUUUUACAAAUUUAUUUGAAAUAAUACAUGAAUACAGUGUGCAAAAUCAUAGGAGCAACAUGUAGACAUACAUAUCAGGUGCUGAAAUUUAUUGUUGUGAUUCUUGACAGAAACACACUAUUUAGUAACAUUAAAAGCUAUGUUGUAAAUGUUCACAGCAAAAAUAGCCAUAAAUCUAAUAUAUCUGCUCUACUUUUAGAUAGAUGGAGGGAAAAAAGUAAAGUGCAAAUAUUGCACCAACAAUAAGUGCAAAGUUUGUCCCCACCAUAAAAGAUGUCUUAUGGCAAAAUAAAAUCUUUAAAAUAUGCAGCAUAGAAAAAAAUUAACAUUAAAUGAUGAUACUAUGAAAGCACCAUUCUCUUGGAACAAUGCAAUCUACUUACGGUUUUAAUCUUUUCCAAUACAGCUUAGGCUUCUACAAGCCUUUUAUUUUACUAGGCAGGUAUCACACCCAAAAUAAAUUAUAAAUGUGACACCUUCCCAUACAGACAACAAUUUGCUACAUAUAGUGUACAUUAUACUAUUCACUUUGCCACAUAUUCUGAUAUCUUGUUGGCACUGGGCAAACUAGAAAUUCAUAUAUUAUGUCAGAAAAUCCCAGCUUGCAGAUUUGUAGUUAAUUACAUAGUUUGUGCAAUACGUAUUAAUCAGCAAUAAGAAUUUAUCUAUAAACAGAUGUUACAUGUUUUAAACUUCCCCUUUUUGUGCAUUUUU